Medicago truncatula (barrel medic) is the source of this 4203-nucleotide messenger RNA. Its product is annotated as heat shock 22 kDa protein, mitochondrial. NCBI's taxonomy places the organism in Eukaryota, Viridiplantae, Streptophyta, Magnoliopsida, Fabales, Fabaceae. The coding region runs from base 3076 to 3873 and encodes 265 amino acids. The transcript is spliced from 4 exons. The record is from RefSeq and is a predicted model, not a curated record.
ACGUUCUCCUCUCUCUCUCUUCAUUUUCCAUUUCACAUUCAGAAAUUUUCUUUCUUCUGUGAAUUUCAACAAACUUUUUCUUCGGUUUUGAUUCCGAUUCUUGUUUUUGAUGAAAACGAAUUAAAGUUUUGCGUCACGACGUCGUUUCCGGAAGGUUGAAGUCGGAGAAGAACGAAGUGACGCCGUCAUGAGCACGUGUAAUCGGUGGCGGUGGAGAAGGAGUAUGCGCUGUCACGGACGAAGGAAGGAGCGUUUUUUUUUUGCCGGAGAGUUUUUUCGUGGUGGUGGUGUAAGCGGCGUGGUUCAGAGACGAAGCCGGUGGUGCCAGCGAGAACCGUAUGAAGUCCCUGGCGUUUCACGGAAUUCUACCGGAAAUUGCAGCCACAUGGUCAAGACCCACGAGUUAGGGUUUUGUAUUACGUCGUCGUUUUAGGAUGGUCGAAGUCGGAGAAGAAAGAUGUGACAUCCGUGAGACGCGUAUGAAGUCCUUGGCAUUUCACGGAAUUCUACUGGAAAUCAAGAUUCCGUGGACGGAUGAAGAGCACAAGUUGUUUUCGGUUGGAUUGCAGAAAGUUGAUAAAGGUGAUUGGAGAGGAAUCUCAAGGAACUAUGUGAAAACAAGAACGCCUAUGCAGGUUGCAAGUCAUGCUCAGAAGUACUUUCUCUGCCGAAGUAAUCUCAAUCGCUGUCGCCGUAGAUCCAGUCUCUUUGAUAUCACCACCGACAGGGUUUGUAUGGUGCAACCAAAAGCAGAAAUGGAUCUCCAAUUUCAGUCAACAAAUAUGAGCAAUACUUAAGUGCAGUUGCAUUUGCUGUUACUACUUUUGGAACGGUUGCUUUGAUGAGUGGAUUCUUCCUUAAACCUGUUGCUACACUUGAUGAUUAUCUUGCUAACGUUCUGCCUCUAUUUGGUGGUUUCUUAUCUAUUCUUGGAGUUUCUGAGGUAAGUUAUAUGUUCAGUUUUCCACCAAACAUUAAAUUUUUUCCUAGACUAUAAAGCAUUAAAACAGCUGAGGUUUGUCAAGUUUAAAUUUUGUGUUUGUAUUAUCAACAUUGUCUUCAAUUGACAACUUGAGAUCAGUUGAGACGGCUGGAUUAACAAAGUGAUCGACAAAUGUUUUCGGAGUAUCUAGAGAAGCAGAUUGUGAGGACAAGUGACUCUCAACAAUGACAACAUUUACCAGACUGGAAAGAGGAUUUUCUUCUUCUUCUUUGUUUGAUGCAAACCUAGUGUUCCAGUACCGUCAUGAACCUUGAGGUGAGAGAUGUUCUUACAAUUGAAUGGCUUCAAAUUUUCUGUGGCUUCUUCGCCGAUGAAGGAAAGUUUGAAUUCCUUGAAAAUUUUGGUUAAGGCCAUAGAAUAAGGCAAGCCACUGUUUCCUGAUGUAUCCUUGAGUGCAGCUAUCAUAUGCCUAAUGAUUAAAUAUGGAAGGUUGAUUCUUUGUCCAUGAGUUAAGUGAUGAAAGAUCAUGAGAUCAUUGUCAUGUACUCAAUACCUAUUGCGGCUGUGAGGCAACAGACCGUGAGUACAAAGAUUAUGCAGAAUCUUGUACUCAUUUUUUAAGGCUGUUACAGGAAAAUCUUUAGCUGGUUUUACAUUACCGAAAAUUGUUUACCACAGAGUUUCGAUCAACAUUGACCUUGUCAUACCAUUUCUUACCAUACAACUUUACACCUGAGUUUGGUAUAUUAAAUACCUUUGCAAGAACAUCAGUGGUGAUAAUGACUUGAGUUUGAUUCAUAAGACAGAGUAUCACAUCAUGUCCUUUAAGGACCUUAGUAGAUGAGUAGAAUUUCUGAACAAGAUUUGAAUAGAUUACCUCAUCUAUUUCACAGAACUCUUUCCAACCGAUGCUAGUCAUAACAUUAUCAAGCAUUAUUCUCCUAGAUUUCAUAUCCUCAAAAUGAAAGGAUUUGCUUUCACAGAGAGGUCUUGACGAGAUUUCAGGAGCUGGACUUGUUUGAUAUGGAUUUAAGAUUAUCUUCUCUUUAAUGUUGACAAGUUUUGAGAUAAUAUCUUCCAUCAUCUUUUCUUUCUGAGCCUCCUUGCGAUCAUAUGGUGAAAAAGCUGAUGAGGAUGUUUUGAGUCGUUUGGUAGGAUUUUGAGCUUGCAUGUUGGAAUCUGGUUCAUUAUCAAGGUUAUUGUAUGAAGUUUUAGAGGGUUUUGAGCUUAGCCUGAUGGAUUUUCUAAGAUCAUUUGAGAAGGACCGUUUGGAUUGAUCAUUUGGUUUAAAAAGUUCAUCGAACGUUUCAGCUUUCACUAGUGCUGAAGUGGUGAAGCUUUUUGGUGGUGAACAAGAGUAAGGGCCAGUUUGUGAAUCUGGAAUGAUGAUUAAGGGAAUGGUGAGUGUUUCAUGAACGUAAGUGAAGGAAGUAGGAGGAGUAGGUGGUGGUGAUUCUUGAGGAGAAGAGGUGGUGUUUGGAUCAAUGGCGUGAAGGAGUUGAGAGAAAGUUUGAUUUUGUUUGUCCAUUUUUGUGUUUUCUGCAAAAUGGGAUGAAUAACAAAUGGAUGAGAGGUUCUUUUAAUGAGGAAGAAAAAGUUUUGAAUGGGACAAGAGUGAUGGUUAGUGAGUUGAUGAUUUAACAAGUCCAGCUCCUGAAAUCUUGUCAAGACCUCUCUGUGAAAGCAAAUUCUUUGAUUUUGAGGAUAUGAAAACUAGGAGAAUCGUGCUUGAUGAUGUUAUGACUAGCAUCGGUUGGAAAGAGUUCUGUGAAAUAGAUGAGGUAAUCUAUCCAAAUCUUGUUCAAAAAUUCUACUCAUCUACUAAGGUCCUUGAAGGACAUGAUGUGAUACUCUGUCUUAUGAAUCAAACUUAAGUCAUUAUCACCACUGAUUUUCUAGCAAAGGUAUUCAAUAUACCAAACUUAGGUGUAAAGUUGUAUAGUUAGAAAUGGUAUGAGAAGGUCAAUGUUGAUCGAAACUCUGUGGUAAACAAAAUUUUCGGUAAUGUAAAACCAGCUAAAGAUUUUCCUGUAACAGCCUUUAAAAAUGAGUACAAGCUUCUGCAUAAUCUAUGUACUCACAGUCUGUUGCCUCGCAUCCGCAAUAGGUAUCGAGUUUAUAACAAUGAUCUCAUGAUCCUUCAUCACUUAACUCAUGGACAAAGAUUCAACCUUCCAUAUUUAAUCAUUAGGCACAUGAUAGCUGCACUCAAGGAUACAUCAGGAAACGGUGGUUUGCCUUAUUCUUUGGCCUUAACCAAAAUUUUCAAGGAAUUCAAACUUUCCUUCAUCGGCGAAGAAGCCACAGAAAAUUUGAAGCCAUUCAAUUGUACGAAAAUCUCUCACCUCAAGGUUCAAGACGGUACUGGAACUCUAGGUUUGCAUCAAAUUCCACUACCUCAGGAAGCUUUUCUCAACAAAGAAGAAGAAAAUCCUCUUUUCAGUCUGGUAAAUGAUGUUAUUGUUGAGAGUCACCUGUCCUCACAAUCUGCUUCUCUAGAUACUCCGAAAACAUUUGUCGAUCACUUUGUUAAUCCAGCCGUCUCAACUGAUCUCAAGUUGUCAAUUGAAGACAAUGUUGAACCAAUUGCCAUUCCUACAGCUCCUCUGUUUAACUGCGAAAAUUCUGCUCUGUUUGGUUCCUCUUGUUUGAACAGGUUCCUUAAUUCUCCAAAGAAUGACAAUCCUCUUUUGAGUGAUAUUCCACCCAUUCCUUCGCAUUUCAGCUCUUUUGACAGCUUCAAAUCAAUUGGAACUUCUCCAAAAAAUGAUCCUCCAAUCGAACCAGCAUGCUUAAACAUCACAAAUGAAAUGCUUUUCUCUGAAAUUUUUUCUCUUCGAUCCUUCAUGUUCCAGUACUUUGGGCUGAUGGCUCCUGCUCCUAGCAAGGAUCCUGGUUCUUCAUCUAAUCCACCUCCUAAUCAGCAGUAGUAUGCUCUGUUUAUAGUGUCUUGUGCUAUCUUUUUGAGGAUGACAAAAAGGGGGAGAAAGCAAAUGUCUUGCGCGCACACUUUGCAUGAAAUGAAUUUGAAAAAUAUGCCUUUUUUUUUUUUUUUUUUUUUUUUUUUUUUUUUUUUUGUAGAUUAUCAAGCACUUUGGUGUCCUGUUUUUUAGUAUUUAUGUGUCUUUCCUUUUCUAGUUAAGAAUCUUAAAAAAUGGACUUUUUGUACUUCAGCAAGUUAUUGCUAAAAAUGGAACUUCAAUGCUAUAUGCAGUUCAGCCGUUUUUCAUGAUCAAUGCAAGAAUAUAUGUUCUUAUCUA